Doryrhamphus excisus (bluestripe pipefish) is the source of this 2033-nucleotide messenger RNA. Lineage: Eukaryota; Metazoa; Chordata; Actinopteri; Syngnathiformes; Syngnathidae. The record is from RefSeq and is a predicted model, not a curated record.
AACAAAGUUAGCUUCCGGGCGCCGAAUUUAUUUUUACACACAUACGCAUAUACACUACUCCUGGGAAGGACACUUCCUUAUUGUCACGAGACAGCCGUGAGAUGCAUUCGUGGACACUCUGAAAAUCACAUAAUAUCGCAUUAUUAUGUGCUAUAUCCAUCUAGGGAUGUAUUUUCUAUGUCGCUUAUCCUCACUAGGGUCUUGGGGCGAGAGGCGGGGUACACCCUGGACUGGUGGCCAGCCAAUCACAGGGCACAUAUAGACAAACAACCAUUCCCACUCACAUUCAUACCUAUGGACAAUUUGUAGUAGCCAAUUAACCUAGCAUGUUUUUGGAACGUAAACCAGACUACUAUGUGCUAACAUUAAGUAGUGUAACACUUGCUGCGGUACAAUAUGAUGGAUUUAAGUAUGUAUGAUCUAUGUAAUUGUCUUUUCUUACAGAAUUUCCCCCCACCAGUCAUCUCAGCCCAUCUCUGCUGGCAGAUUUAAAGGUUGAGUUGGUGAAAGUGUCCCAAAAAGACAUGAUGAAUCCAGCAUUGAAUACCUGAUUGGGACACGAUUAAUGGGGGAAACUGAUCUUCUCUGUGAAUAUACUCCACCUUUGGCCGAGGCUGACAUCACCGGGUCACAUCAGAAAUGGUUUCAUUACUUGGUGAAAGCAAACUAUGGCUCCAACUUAAUCCAAGCAGCCAAUCUCCCUUUGCCGCCGCAGGGCAGCGGCCCCGCUUACAUGUUCAAGACGUUGUUCAUACCUCGCCCCAUACACGGUCUUGCACCAAAGCCUACUUUUCACCCCAAAAGUGAAGAAACGCUAACUGACGUCACCACAGAGAGCCCCCAUUCAGAGACGACACACAUCUCCAGCAACAUAUUGGUGACCGUUUAUUUAGGACUCACUGCUGGCAUGAUCCUCACUUCUGGAUGCAUUUUGUCUAAAAGAUGUGGAAGACACUUGUUUUUUUCGUUGGGGUUUAAAAGGUUGCCUACAUCGUCUGGAGUUCCCGUCUCUGUCCUCGUGGUGUACCCUCCUGAGAGCACAGCCUUCCAGAAAGCCGUCAUGGUACUGGCAGAGUUUCUGCAGAAGCAUGCUAGCUGCAGCGUAGCGAUCGACGUAUGGCAGCAGGGAAGAAUUGCACAAGUCGGUCCCAUGCGUUGGCUCGUUGAAGAAGUCAAAGCUGCACAGCAUGUCCUCAUCAUCUGUCCACCGCCAAGCUACCCUGCUCGCUCCAACCUCGCCGCCACGGGACCUUCAGCACCAGCUGCAGCUCACGACCUUUACCCUCUCACCCUCAACAUGGUGGCGAGUCACGCUAAGAACGCUAAUGAGCUUGCUAAGUUUUGGGUGUUACAGCUAGGCAAGCACAAGGACAAGAGUUACCCGGCUCCGGAACUCAGCGCCUGCAAACGUUUUUAUUUAUUGAAGGAUUUAAACAAACUCUGCAGGAGUCUGCACACUCCGAGGCAAGAUGGGAAGAUGAGGGCAGAUCUUGUCUUUGGGCCUGACAGUGGAAAGAGUACGGUGAAGUUAAGAGAUGCUGUAGGAAAACUAAGUAGGGAUUGUGUUGUGGCUUCCAGCGAGGCUCAACCACUGACUACUGUCAUCACUGUUUGAUAUAUAUGAAUGUUUGAAUAUGUGGUUUAUUAAUAUGAAGAUGUUACCCGAGUUAUGAUAUAUCAAAAUAGGACUUGUACAUGUUACUGACUAGAUGCCGAUCAAGUUACUUUGACGACAAAGACAAAGGGAAAAUAACCCAGGGGAUCCCACUUGUCAUGAAAAAUACAUAAACAAACAGUAACAAAUAUUAAUAGUUGUCCAUUGAACUGUAGAAGUAUUUAUUAUUAUACACCAUAACUUUCUACAAGCUGUAUAAUGUCUUUAAUGUACGUGUGAUGUCAUUAUUGCAAUUCGAACUAUAAAAUAUAUAAAAAUGUGACAUUUAUAUGUACAUUAUUGUACUGUAUUUACUUAUUAUUUCAAAUGCAAGGCACUUGCAGUACCGCUUUAUCCUGAAGGGGUCAGUGUGUGCUAU